Molecule: messenger RNA, 1074 nt
Organism: Trichomycterus rosablanca
Lineage: Eukaryota; Metazoa; Chordata; Actinopteri; Siluriformes; Trichomycteridae
Gene: psmf1
Product: proteasome inhibitor subunit 1
Exons: 7
Coding region: 81-893 (270 amino acids)
Biological process (GO): proteasome-mediated ubiquitin-dependent protein catabolic process
Molecular function (GO): endopeptidase inhibitor activity; proteasome binding
Source: RefSeq, a predicted model, not a curated record
GACAGUUUGUAACGGACUCAUGUAAGGCAGACGUAAACAAGCCUAGUUUUUGUUUCGUUUCUUGUAACAUAAAGAGAAACAUGGCAGGACUGGAGCUCUUAUACAGUAGCGUAGCCAAUUCUCUAACAUCUGCUCAAGAUGCUGUUGUGUGCUUUGUACACUGGGAAAUUGUGAAGAAUGGAUAUAAAUGUUUAGGAACUGGAGAUGAGCCCAAAGAUGGUGAGAAGAAAUCAGAGUUGCUUCCCACAGCCUGGAAUGUGAGCAAAGAUCUAUAUACACUGAGGUACAGAUCAAACAAUGACAAAUCCAACCUGCUGCUUAAGGCCAUUAGAGUGGAUUCCAGCUUGAUCUUUAACUUAAUGGAUUCUGCUACAGACAAAGUAACAGAUCUGACCAUUAAUGUUUUUGACUAUACAGAUGAGACUAACCUGCAGUCAUUUGAAAAUGUGUAUAAGAACACAGAAGACUUGACUAAACAGCUAAAGUCAUCACUGCUUCCAGCACCCAAAAAAGAGAGCAGUGUAAGGCCAGAAAGGAGAGAGAGUGCUCCAGACACACGACCUAACCCAGACUAUGAUCCUCUGCGCAUCCCUCACAGAGCCCCUCCUGCACGGCACCCCCCAAAUUGGAAUGAUCCUAUGGGUCCAUUUGCUGCAGGAGGGGCAGACCUUGAUCCAUUUGGAGGGAGGACAGGGGGCAUGAUCGUGGAUCCGUUACGAUCAGGCUUCCCCCGUUCUGGCUUUGACCCGUUCAGUGGAACACCUGAUAUCCUCCCUCCUGGCGCUGUGCCCCCAGGUGCACGCUUUGACCCUUUUGGACCAGUUGGCAGAAACAGACCUGGGCCAGAUCCUGAUCACCUGACCCCACCAGGCUAUGAUGACAUGUUCAUGUAGAAGAUUAUGAAGAACAAACCUUUCCUAGAAGACACCCUGUUUCUUCGACAUUCUAUAUUUACAUCUCUUCUGGUUUCCAUAACAGACAAUGAGCACUUUAAGGUUUAAUUAAAAGACAGCAAAUUUAAUUUUUGUCAUCUACUAAUGCAAAAGUCAUUAAAGCAGAUUUUGUUUACUGAAA